GGCAGCCAGGGCACAGAGGCAAUGAGCUACCAGCUCGGCUUAGCAGCAAGACGCUGGCAACAGGCACUCCCUGCUCCGGUUCAGCACCAUCCUCUACAGCCGCUAUGGUCUCCAUGCUUGCAGCAGCCUGGUGCUCGGUCGCUCUAGCUCUGCUCAUGAUCCUGCAUGAAGGGAAGGGCCAGGCUACCUCUACCCUGAAGCAGUCGGGGCUCUCACCCAGGACCCGAGGUGCCCACCUGAGGUUUCGCCGUUGCUCCUGCAGCUCCUGGCUUGACAAGGAAUGUGUCUACUUCUGCCACCUAGACAUCAUCUGGGUGAACACUCCUGGACAGACAGCUCCUUACGGCCUGGGAAACCCGCCAAGACGCCGGCGCCGCUCCCUGCCAAAGCGCUGUGAGUGCUCCAGCUCCAGGGAUCCUGUCUGUGCCACCUUCUGCCAUCGAAGACCCUGGACUGAAGCUGCGACAGUCCCAAGCAACCAGCCCCCUUCAGCCGUAUUACAGACUGGCAAGACAUGGGCCACCAACAGCGUGCUGCUCCAGAGGCUGAGGGACACUUCUGCCGCCAAAGUCCGCUUUGCCAGGCAACAGCAGGAGGCGACAAGGGAGCACAGGCCUGCACACUCCAGGCGGAGGAAAAGAUAGUGCCGCGAGCUACAGGAAUAUUGAGAAAGAAGCCCACCUGCCUUGCGAUGGGAGGAGAUGGGCAGCUCCUAGGAGAUCCUCCCGCCUGUCUCCUGGCCUAGCCACCCAGACCCAUUUGCUGGGGUUGGUGCAAGCUCUGACCUCCAGUCUUGGUAGAGGGAGCUUUGCUCAAGGCAGCUCCAUGCCAUCACACUGCCCAGGAGAACUCUCAGUCCCAGGUGGCAGGGCAGCCCUGGUGCUGGCUACUGGCCACCGCCCUGCUAGAAGGAACUGCAUGAGCAAUGGUGAACUUGAGGCCCUGUCCUGAGGACUGUCUUGUCUGUUUGGCUAUAAUGCAGGAACCAUCACGUAGCAGGGCUCACUCAUUCUAAGCCAGUCCUGGAUGCUGGAUGCACCCUGGCUGGCCCCUGUCUGCCCUCUCUAACUGCCUCUUCCUUUGCCCUCCCUCCGCCCCCGUCCUUGGGACCUUGUUGGUGAAAAGAACCUAUUCUGCUUCACACAUCUGUAUAUAACUUAUUUGCUCUAAGGACUUGGAGAAUCUCAAUUAUUUAUUUUAAUGUAUUUUGGGGUCCUCAGUUAUUUACCUGAACUUGUGUUUGUAUUAAACAAAGAAAUGAUA
Cavia porcellus (domestic guinea pig) is the source of this 1263-nucleotide messenger RNA. RefSeq names its product endothelin 2 (gene Edn2). Gene Ontology annotation, biological process: regulation of vasoconstriction; regulation of systemic arterial blood pressure by endothelin; intracellular calcium ion homeostasis. Gene Ontology annotation, molecular function: endothelin B receptor binding; hormone activity. Bases 105 to 644 code for a protein of 179 amino acids. Gene Ontology annotation, cellular component: extracellular region. The record is from RefSeq and is a predicted model, not a curated record. The transcript has 5 exons. Lineage: Eukaryota; Metazoa; Chordata; Mammalia; Rodentia; Caviidae.